Molecule: messenger RNA, 2146 nt
Organism: Scophthalmus maximus (turbot)
Lineage: Eukaryota; Metazoa; Chordata; Actinopteri; Pleuronectiformes; Scophthalmidae
Product: BCL2/adenovirus E1B 19 kDa protein-interacting protein 2-like
Exons: 15
Coding region: 298-1794 (498 amino acids)
Biological process (GO): apoptotic process
Cellular component (GO): cytoplasm
Source: RefSeq, a predicted model, not a curated record
CGUCACGGCAACACACCGCACCUCUGCUUUCACACAGGAUUAUGGUAAACACACACACAGGGCAGAGAGAUAGACAGGUCUCAGCUGUUCGUCCUGAAGCUGUCUCACCCGUCUCACCCGUCUCACCUCCCUGGCUGCUGCAGAGGGAGGGAGUUCCAGUUGACUCCCCGACGCCGUCGAGCUCAUCUCCUGCUAUGAAAAUCAGAUCAUUGAUUUGAUCAUUAUGAGUCUGGUCAACAGUAAACAGGAAGUGAUUCUACAGGUCGAAAAGGUCAAAGCUUCAGCAGCAGCAGCAUCAUGGAGGCCAGAGGGGCGGAGCCAGAGGACCACGCCCUCAGGUCGACGGCCGCGGAACAGCUGACAAGUUCUGAUACUACUUCCGAUACUACAACUAAUACUACCACUGAUACUACUGAUACUACUACCGAUACAACCACUGAUACUACCAGUACUACCACUGAUACUACCAGUACUAAUAUUGAUACUACCAGUACUACUGCUGAUACUACUACUGAUACUACCAGUACUAUUACUGAUACUACCAGUACUACUGCUGAUACUACUACUGAUACUACCAGUACUAUUACUGAUACUACCAGUACUACUGCUGAUACUACUACUGAUACUACCAGUACUACUAGUGAUACUACAACUGAUACUACCAGUACUACCACUGAUACUACCAGUACUACUAAUGAUACUACCAGUACUACCACUGAUACUACCAGUACUACUACCAGUACUAUCACUACAACUGCAGCUGAUGGUUGUACUUCCUCUGUGUCUCCUGCUGAUCAACCAGCAGGUGGUGAGGAGCUGACCUCUGACCUCCAGCCAGGAGCGACAGAGGAGGAGUCUUCGACCAGAGACAGACCAGAUCGUCCCAGCAGUCUGCCCUUGUCCAGCACGCGACCAGUGAAGAAGAAGGUGCUGGUGGCUCCGCCCCUCAGUUUGUCUCUUGGUCGCAGCGAGUCCACGGUCUCUGACGACUUCCUGUCGGGCAUCCUCUCCCCCGCCCCCGAAGACGACGAUGACACAGGGCUGGACUUCGACCUGGAUGCCAUGGAAACGCCCUCUGACACCGAGUCGCUGCACUUCCCUGUCUAUGACCUCGACCUGGAGGACGACCUGCGGCGUCUGGGUGUGGCAUCCCACCGCCGUAGACCGGUCGGCUCCGGUCCCAGGUCCAGGUCCGACUCUGUUCUGGGGCUGGACGCCCUGGAGAGGGAGGACGUGCUGGACGCUCAGGGCACCAGGUGGCGCUGUUUCUCCUCAGGCGAGCCGCUGCACCAGAGCCGCGUCAACAUGAGCGUCCUGCAGCCGUUCCUCCGGGUGCUGUCCCACGGAGGUUACUAUGGAGACGGUAUGAAUGAUAUCAUCGUGUUCUCCUCCUGUUACCUGCCACAGAACCGUCUGGAGAACUACCAGCACGUGAUGGACAACCUGUUCAGGUACGUCGUGGGGACUCUGGAUCUGAUGGUUGCAGAAAACUAUGUGAUGGUUUAUCUUUGUGCCGGAGGUCAGAAAGACAAACUCCCAGAAUUCAGCUGGCUCAGGGAGUGUUACACCACCAUCGACAGGAGACUGAGGAAGAACCUGAAGUUUUUCUACGUGGUUCAUCCGACCUGGUACAUCAAAGCUCUGAUCACCAUCAUCAAACCCUUCAUCAGCUCUAAGUUCAGCAGGAAGCUCCGGUUCAUCAACAGCCUUCAGGAACUGUCGGACUUCCUCCCCACUGAGCAUGUGCAGAUCCCAGACUGCGUCCGACAGUACGACCAGAGUCUGACCAGGUGAAACAAACUCUGAUGUUUUAUAUAUUUCAUCUCCUCUGUGUCCAGCAGGUGGCGGUUCCGUUCGUCUCAAACAGUGUUCACAAAUUGUUAUUACAAAGUAAACAUACUUUUAUUAAUCUAAAGAAAAAGAUCAAUGUCAUUUCAGUUUUACUGUUCGAACAAACGUUUUAUUUACGAUAUAUACAUACAUUUCUCAAAAGAAAACUCAACAGAACAAAUAAAGGACACUUGUGCUCAGUUUUUUCAGCAGGAGUUGAACCGUCGUCUCUGUCGGUGCCUUGCUUCAAAACAAAACAGUUUUUAUGUCAGAGGUGUUUUAAUAAAAUCAUGAUGGUUGAUUUUUUGAAUCUUUA